Glossina fuscipes is the source of this 904-nucleotide messenger RNA. RefSeq names its product pyroglutamyl-peptidase 1. Gene Ontology annotation, biological process: proteolysis. The record is from RefSeq and is a predicted model, not a curated record. Lineage: Eukaryota; Metazoa; Arthropoda; Insecta; Diptera; Glossinidae. Bases 76 to 753 code for a protein of 225 amino acids. The transcript has 2 exons.
AAUAAUAAUAAUAAUAAUAAUAGUAAUAAUAAUAAUAAUAUAUAUAUCUAAAUUUGAACAUAAGUUACACUUAGUAUGUCUUCAUCGAAGAAUUUAAUAAUUGUUACUGGUUUUGGACCGUUUAAAGGUCAUGAAGAGAUUAAUGCUAGCUGGCAAGCGGUACGUUUAUUACCUGACGAGUUAGUUCACAAUGGUGUUUAUUACCAAAUCGAAAAAUUGGAAAUAUCGGUGGAAUAUAAAAGUGUAGAUAAAGCUAUUGAAGAAAUUUGGUCGAAAUCUCCGUCUUUCGUUUUACAUUGCGGCGUUAAUGGAGGCGCAACGUGUGUUAAUGUGGAAAAACUUGCCUAUAAUAAUAAAUUUAAUAAAGCCGAUGGCAAAGGUCUUUAUUUGAGCUCCGCAACGGCUUGCCUUAAAAAUUGUGAUAUCAACACUACAACAAUAUGCUGUAAAUUGGAUGUUGAUAAAAUUGUUAAUGAUAUAGCACAAACAUGCAGUUGUUAUCCAACAUUGAAUAAUAGGAUUGCUGAAAUAUCUACAGAUGUUGGCAACUAUUUAUGUGGUUACAUUUAUUUAAAAUCUUUGGAUUACGAUUGUUCACGCUCGCUAUUUGUGCAUGUCCCACCAGUCGAUAAACCGUUCAGUUCAGAGAAAACCGCGGAAAUAUUGCUGAAAGUUAUUGAACAAUGUCUCUAUCAGUUAACUGAAUUUGAUAAGAAUGAUGAAGAGGAACUGGCCAGUCAAAUAAAUCAUUGAUAGAAUAUCUUAUUGAAUUGGAAAUAUUUUAAUAAAAUAUGUCAAAAAUAUUUUUUGGAUAUGUCAAUAAUUACACAUGCAUAUGUACACUAAUUAAAUUAAUCCAUUGUAAGCGAAACGAGUAGUGCGAUUAUUGUAAUAAAAAUUUUAC